Brassica rapa (field mustard) is the source of this 3606-nucleotide messenger RNA. RefSeq names its product probable LRR receptor-like serine/threonine-protein kinase At1g29720. The record is from RefSeq and is a predicted model, not a curated record. Gene Ontology annotation, biological process: protein phosphorylation. Lineage: Eukaryota; Viridiplantae; Streptophyta; Magnoliopsida; Brassicales; Brassicaceae. Gene Ontology annotation, molecular function: protein kinase activity; ATP binding; protein binding.
AUAGCUACUACACUUGGUAUCAAAAGAUUGAACUUGAGUGCUGGAGAUCCUUGCAACAUACGAACUCUAAUGAUCAUACAAGAAAAACAGGACGUUUUAUUGAAUUCCGCUAAAAAUAACAGCAUUGUCUGUGAUUGUAGCUUCAACAACAACAUGACUUGUCAUAUUAAAGUCAUAGAACUCAAGACCCUUAGUCUUCCAGGGAAACUUCCACCCCAGUUGGCCAAGCUCCCAUACCUCCAAAAGAUGUAAAGAUGGUUUACUGGAUCAUGGACUCUUUUAUUUUUAAUCUUUAGAUUUUUAAUUGUUUUAUAUCAAACAAUGAAACCCAAUUUAGUUCAAAAUCGAACUCCCCUGCUCUCUGAAGCUUUGAGUUUGGGGGGGGCGGGGGUUGAAUAUUGAACCAAGAAUUUACCUGAAACAUAAUAUGAAUAUUGUAUAAUUUUAUAGUGUUAAUAAACAAAGUUAUUCAAAAUAAACUUUUCAAAAAGUAUAUGUAUUAUUGGAUCUAGCAUAAGUAAAUUCUUUAAAUUUUAGAGUUAUUCGUUUAUAUUGAUUUCUUAGUUCCAUUAAAUGUUUGUGUUAAUGUUAUGUAGAUUUCCAUGGAACAGUCAUUUUAUAGAAAUGUCAAUGAACAUGUGAAAAACCAAAUCCGAGCUCUUAUGCUGUUAUUUGGAUAGAAUAUUUUCAGAAGCUUUACAACAAAAAUCGAUCUGUGCCUAAACUACCUCUCGGGUACAAUUCCAAUGGAGUGGGCUUCAUUGCGAUACCUCACUUCAAUCUCGGUCUGCGCUAAUCGUUUGACUGGGAAUUUACCACGUGGGUUGGAAAACUUCAAGAAUCUGAUAUACUUAUCUGUUGAAGCAAACCAGUUCUCUGGCACCAUUCCUGAUGAGCUCGGUAAUAUGACCAGCCUAACCACAUUGCAUCUUGCGUCCAAUUAUUUUACGGGAAGCCUUCCUAGCAGUCUCGGUAGACUAGUAAACCUUGAAGACGUUAGGGUAUGUGAUAAUAAUUUUACCGGAGUCAUCCCAGAAUUUAUAGGCAACUGGUCUCGGCUCAGAAAGCUCAGACAUCUAUAUGCUAGUGGACUGAAAGGACCUAUUCCUGAUGAAGUGGCCCGCCUAGAAAAUCUUACUGAACUGAGUAUUAGUGAUACGACUGGGAUAAACUCCUUUCCAUAUAUAUCGAGCAGCGCCAUUAAAAACCUGAUCUUGAGGAAUGUGAGUUUGUCUGGUUCUAUCCCUUCUUACAUCUGGAAUAAGACAGACUUAAACACUUUUUUGCGCAGAGAUUUAUCGUUUAACAAGUUGACUGGUGAAGUUGAAGCAGUAAAAGCACCCAAAAAUACCUAUUUGACUGGCAAUAUGCUAUCGGGAAACAUCAGUGCUGGUGUUUUCCUAAACGACGAUAAAUCUAAUAUUGAUCUCUCUUACAACAAUUUAUCGUUGCCAUCUAGCUGCCAAGAAAAGAGUGACAUUAACACAUACCGGAGCUCGAACUGGAAAGAUAAUUUAAGUGGGAUGCUUCCAUGCGCUGGUCCAAUCAAGUGUCUGGGCUAUCAAAAAUCAUUACAUAUUAACUGUGGUGGCGAAAGUGUGAAUAUAAAAAACUCUCUGGGUAAAAUCAAUUAUCAAGCUGAUAACAUUGAGCCUACCGCCUCAACAAAUCAGCACUCGAUUAACUGGGGAGUCAGCAACACAGGUGACUUUACCGAUGAUGGAAACGAUGAUGACACGUACAUCAUUUCAACUGAUUCACCAUUACCUGGAGAAUAUUCUGAUCUUUAUAAGACUGCACGUAGAUCUGCCCUCUCUCUUGUUUAUUAUGCAUUUUGCCUGGAAAAUGGAACCUACAAUGUAAACCUCCAUUUCAUGGAGAUUCAGUUUACAGAAGAGCUAUACAUGAGUCUAGGUAGGCGCAUAUUUGAUGUCUACGUCCAGGGAAAAUUGUUCUUAAGAGAUUUUAACAUCAAAGAGGAGGCUAAUGGGACUAUGAAGCCUAUAGUUCAAGAAUUGAAAGAUGUUAAUGUGACCAAUCAUGUGUUAGAGAUUCGCUUGUAUUGGGCCGGGAAAGGGACAACCCUCAUUCCCAACAGAGGAUAUUAUGGUCCUCUUAUCUCUGCAAUUUCGUUGUGUCACAGCCAGGAGCGACGAUGUGGAGUGGAGAAAACAAAACAUCAUACUAAUUAUCCCAUGAUUUCGGGGGCAAUAGGUGGCUUGGUAGCAAUUCUUCUCUUGGCUUUGGGGAUAUAUGCAGCUCGAAAAAGAUACAUAGAAGACAAGAGCACAAAAGAAAGAGCUCAGGGUCUACAAACGAAUUGUUUUACCUGGAGGCAACUACAAGCUGCAACAAACAAUUUUGACCAAGCUAAUAAACUUGGAGAAGGGGGUUUCGGAUCCGUAUUCAAAGGAGAACUAUCAAAUGGAACUAUCAUAGCAGUCAAGCAGCUUUCUUCUGAGUCAUCCCAAGGAAAUCGCGAAUUUGUUAAUGAGAUUGGCAUGAUUUCAGGUCUGAAUCAUCCAAACCUUGUCAAGCUAUAUGGAUGUUGUGUUGAGAAGAAUCAGUUGCUUCUCGUAUACGAGUACAUGGAAAAGAACUCCCUUGCUCUUGCGCUUUUUGGAAAGAGCUCCCAUAAAUUGAACUGGUCAACAAGACAAAAGAUAUGUGUUGGAAUUGCAAGAGGCCUUGAGUUCCUCCACCACGGAUCUACGAUCAAGAUGGUUCACCGUGACAUAAAAACCACUAAUGUGCUUCUAGACACUGACUUUAAUGCAAAGAUAUCCGAUUUUGGAUUGGCUAGGCUCCAUGACGGAGAACACAGUCACAUUAGCACCAAAGUUGCUGGAACUAUCGGAUAUAUGGCUCCUGAGUAUGCACUACGGGGUCAUUUAACAGAGAAAGUAGAUGUGUACAGCUUUGGUAUUGUGGCAAUGGAGAUUGUUAGUGGGAGGAGUACUGUGAAGAAGAAAGGAAGUGCUGAUGACGUCCCGCUUAUAAAUUGGGCGCUGACACUGGAAAAGAGAGGAGACAUUAUGGAGGUCAUUGAUCCGAUCCUCGAAGGUGAUUUCAAAAGCGAAGAAGCAGUGAGAAUGAUCAAAGUUGCUCUCCUUUGCACAAAUUCAACUCUUUCACUAAGGCCAACAAUGUCAGAGGCCGUGCAAAUGCUUGAGGGAGAUCUCAAAAUAACAAGUGUUAUGCCAGAUCAUGGUUUAUAUGGACAUAACUUGAGCAUCUCAAAACUGAUGGAUAUAGAUACUACGACACAUGGUAGUUCGAGCACUACAACUGGUACGACUGAUUUAGAAAUGAAAUCCUCUGUGUCUAGUUAUGAUCUUUAUCCAUUAAACCCUGAAUCCACCAUCCUUAAUUCCUAAGUCGUCACAAAGAGGCGGUGUGAUAUAUGGAACGAUCAUCAUUCUAUACACUAAAAACUAUCAUCCUUAUAGAGUAUUUAUUUCACAGUCACAUCUUUUAUAUCUACUACUAAAACAAUGUAUAUGCAAGGUUUUUCUUGUUGCCGAGGGGGUGUGGGGUUUAUGACAUUUAAAGUUUUUAAAAUAUAAUAUGUCAAUUGUGAUUUGUGUUAAGUACAUUUACUCUAAA